AGGUGAGGAGGAGGAAGGAGAAGGAGCCGAGCAGCCGCCGCCGUCGCCGCCGCCAUCAUGCUCCGUCAGGUGGUCAGCCAGGCCAAGAAGCACCCCAGCUUGAUCCCCCUCUUCCUCUUCAUCGGAGCCGGGGGCACCGGCGCCGCCCUGUACGUCAUGCGUCUCGCCCUGUUCAACCCCGACGUCAGCUGGGACAGGAAGAACAACCCGGAGCCGUGGAACAAGCUCAGACCCACGGACCAGUACAAGUUCGUCGCCGUGAACACGGACUACAGCAAGCUGAAGAAGGAAGGCCCGGACUUCUGAACGGGGACGGGUCCUCCCCGCUGAGAGACGCACAUCCCGAGGGUCUCCGGGAAGCCAUCCGCGCGACGUCCCAACCGGGAAAGGGUCCCGUCCGCCCCCCCCACGGUCGCGCGGCAUCUCCUCGGUGCGUGAACCCGUCGGGGGUCCACCGGGACGAAUAAAUACGUGAAACUCCGAA
Messenger RNA from Ornithorhynchus anatinus (platypus), 484 nucleotides. RefSeq names its product NDUFA4 mitochondrial complex associated (gene COXFA4). The record is from RefSeq and is a predicted model, not a curated record. The coding region runs from base 58 to 306 and encodes 82 amino acids. NCBI's taxonomy places the organism in Eukaryota, Metazoa, Chordata, Mammalia, Monotremata, Ornithorhynchidae. The transcript has 4 exons.